Molecule: messenger RNA, 1400 nt
Organism: Symsagittifera roscoffensis
Lineage: Eukaryota; Metazoa; Xenacoelomorpha; Acoela; Convolutidae
Product: phytanoyl-CoA dioxygenase domain-containing protein 1 homolog
Exons: 6
Coding region: 241-1164 (307 amino acids)
Source: RefSeq, a predicted model, not a curated record
UGAACUAAAACAAUUCAUUUGAUCGUUUUUAGACUCCGGUCAAGUUUAGCUGAAGCAUUCUCAAUCGCAAACAGUUCUUAAUCGGAUCUCAAACACUAGACUAUCCAAUUUGGUGUCAUUCACAUAUAUUAAUCCAGUCAAUCGCUAAUAUUAACCUUAUCCUGCCUGCUGACUGAACAACAUCUCCUGAACACGGCCUUCUUGAAGUGUUUUAGCUGUUAUUGAGUGAGUUCGAACAAGAUGGCGUUGAGUGCUAGCCAGAUUGAGCAGUUCGAGAGUGAUGGGUACUUAGUGGUGGAACAGUACUACACGCCAGAGGAAGUGGACAAGUUGAAGAAGGAGAUGGCAUGGAUACUCGAGGGAUCUAUGGACCAGCUGUGCAGUAUGUCUGGUGUUUUCAAUGCGGAGGUUGAGGAUGGAAAACAAAAUUCUGACAAAUACUUCUUAGAGAGUGGGGAUAAAGUGCGCUUCUUCUACGAGGACGUUAAGGAACCCCCUCCCCGCUCGUUUACUGGGAGACGACUGAGCAGAGAGAAAGCACCUCUGAACAAAGUGGGCCAUGCACUCCACUGGCACAGCACUGCCUUCAAACGCGCCUCCCUGCAGCAUGAGAAGACAAAGGAACUGCUCAGGAGUCUCGGAUUUGUGAGACCAUGUAUCUGUCAAAGCAUGUACAUCUUCAAAAGGGCGAAAGUGGGAGGGGCUGUUAGGCCUCAUACGGAUGGCACAUUCCUUAUGACAACCGGAAAUUUACUCGGACUCUGGACACCACUUGAAAAUGCCACAAUUGAAAACGGUUGUCUGUGGUUCGAACCCGGAUCGCAUCGCACUAGAGAGAUCACAUCUUUCUUCGAAAGGACGACAGAUGAGUCAUCGGGUGAGACGGUGAUGAAGUUACGUCACACCCAGCCCCCACCCUCCGAAGAAGAGUUGAACUUAGUCCCCGUGGAGAUGAAAGCAGGGGAUUUGGUGCUAAUUCAUAAGGCGGUGCUCCACAAGAGUGAGAGGAAUGCUUCAGACAAACCACGUGACGCAUUCACUUUCCACGUGACCGAAACAUACAACACACAAUGGUCGAAACUGAAUUGGCUCCAAAACCAGGCCAGCCCUGGAUCAUUUUCAAUGCUCUACGACGACUCAAAACUACACAAAGAAACUAAAUGAUGCGAAAAAUUGGGAUCAACCGUACAAUCACCCCGAACUGUACGGUUGAUCCAAAACUUCCAAAAUUUGUGAUCGAACUAUGAUAAAAUUGAUUUUUAAUUUUUUUAAACCAAAUUUGAAUAUAGAUCAUGAAAAGAUUUCAGGUCUUUGUAAUUACUCAGCUGAAAAAAUUGAAGUAGUGCUGUAUCAAGAUCAGAAUUAAAACACAUUAAAUUGCAAUUCAAAGAUUUAAAAAC